CUCUCUUCUCCUUCUUCACUUCUUUGUCAUCCUGUCUUUCUCUAGUCGGUUAUUUUUAAGACGGAUGCUUGAGACACAGGCUGACCCCUGACCCCUGGCCUGCCCAGAGCCCAUAGGAGAGAGGGACAAGAGGAGGAGAGAUCAACCUUCUGUCAGCCAUGCUUCAGUCCAAUCAUUCUAUUCAUUCGGUUUUCUGCUGCUGCUGCUGUGCCGUUCAGACCAGAGAGGUCAGUACACGUUUGGAGGACAACACCGCUCUCUGCUUUCACUCCAGGAGGUACCCUGGACGCGCUUACCAGUUGGAACGCUCCCGGCGCCAGCUGCCCCCUCCCCCCCCCGAGGAGGAUGAUGAUGGGGUUGAGGUGAGGAUGAAGGUGGUGGCUGAGUGUGACUUCUCAGCGCGGGAUGAGUCUGAGCUGAAGCUGUGUCGAGGCGCAGAGUACACCAUCCUGCACCAGCAGGACCAGCUCUGGUGGAGGGCCCAGGAUCAGCAUGGGAACAAGGGAUUCAUCCCCAGUAACUAUGUGAGAGAGAAACACAACAUAGAGGCCAAUACGUGGUUCUGCCAGAACAUCACCAGAUCAGAGGCAGAGCAGCUACUGAGAAAAGAGGGUAAAGAGGGAGGGUUUGUGGUCAGAGAGUCCAGUCAGCCUGGGUGCUACACAGUGUCAGUCUUCAGCAAGGCUCUAGGUCUAAGCGGAGGGAUACGCCACUACCAGAUCAGACACAGCGACUCUGGCCAGCUGUACCUGGCUGAGAAGCAUGUGUUCAACUCCAUCGCUGAGGUCAUACACUACCACGAACACAACGCUGCAGGACUGGUCACCAGACUGAGGUACCCAGUGGGACGGGCGGGAACCUGCUGUCCUGCCUCCGGAUUCAGCUCAGAGAAGUGGGAGAUCAACCCCAGUGAGCUGACCUUCAUGAAGGAGCUGGGCAGUGGGCAGUUUGGGGUGGUGCGUCUGGGCAAGUGGAGGGCUCAGCACAAGGUGGCCAUCAAGGCUAUCAGAGAAGGAGCCAUGCUGGAGGAAGACUUCAUAGAGGAGGCCAAGGUCAUGAUGAGGAUGUCCCACCCCAGGCUGGUGCAGCUGUAUGGAGUAUCUCUGCGUCAGCGGCCUCUCUGCAUCGUGACAGAGUUCCUGGCCAACGGCUGCCUGCUCAACUUCCUGCGCCAGGGGGGCGGGGCCAAAGAGGGGGCGGAGCUUCUGGCCAUGUGCCUGGAUGUGUGUGAAGCCAUGAAGUACCUGGAGGAUCACAAACUCAUACACAGAGACCUGGCAGCCAGGAACUGUCUGGUCAGUGAGAAGAACGAGGUGAAAGUGAGCGACUUUGGAAUGACCAGGUAUGUUCUAGAUAACCAGUACACCAGUUCCACGGGUUCCAGGUUCCCAGUGAAGUGGUCUCCUCCAGAGGUUCUCCACUUCAACAAGUACAGCAGCAAAUCAGAUGUCUGGUCCUUCGGGGUGGUGAUGUGGGAGGUGUUCACCCAGGGCAGGACUCCGUACGAGGGGAGGACCAAUCCUGAGGUGGUUGAAGACAUCACCAGGGGGCUCCGCCUCUACCGCCCAGGCCACGCCUCCAAACAGGUCUACCAGAUCAUGUACCGGUGCUGGCACGAGACGCCGCAGGGUCGUCCAUCCUUCUCUGAGCUGCUGACGGACAUCACACAGCUGGAGGAGUAGAGACACACACAGCUGGAGGAGUAGAGACACACACAGCUGGAGGAGUAGAGACACACACAGCUGGAGGAGUAGAGACACACACAGCUGGAGGAGUAGAGACACACACACACACAUACACACUUGUAUCCAAAGUAGCAUGUGGGGGAUUUGAACCUUUUGAUCUGAAGUCAGAUGAUCUGCCUCUGAUAUCCCCUCCCAAACUGAAGUCAUUGUGGGCAGGAAAAUGUACAUUUUGUACAGAGUUUGUGUAAUUCUUAAAAAUAAAUAUAGGCAACUUUUUAAUAAAAAAUAAAUUAA
This is a messenger RNA of Hypomesus transpacificus, 1979 nucleotides long. RefSeq names its product TXK tyrosine kinase (gene txk). NCBI's taxonomy places the organism in Eukaryota, Metazoa, Chordata, Actinopteri, Osmeriformes, Osmeridae. The transcript has 15 exons. The coding region runs from base 159 to 1682 and encodes 507 amino acids. The record is from RefSeq and is a predicted model, not a curated record. Gene Ontology annotation, biological process: adaptive immune response; peptidyl-tyrosine autophosphorylation; T cell receptor signaling pathway. Gene Ontology annotation, molecular function: non-membrane spanning protein tyrosine kinase activity; protein binding; ATP binding.